AUGGUGGAUGAUGACCACAGCCUCUGUCCUUGUCGGAAGAGCACAUCAAAGGGAUUUUUAAUAAAGCAUCAUGCCGAAAAGCAAGGAGAAGAUCUUCACUACGCAAAAGCCCCAGAUGGUGGCUGGGGAUGGAUGGUCGUACUGCACUUCUUCUUGGUAAAUGUGAUUGUGAUGGGAAUGACCAAGACGUUUGCCAUUUUCUUUGUGGUUUUUCAAGAAGAAUUUGAAGGUACCUCCGAGCAAACUGGCUGGAUUGGAUCCAUCAUGUCCUCACUUCGUUUUUUUGCAGGUCCUCUGGUUGCCAUUACCUGUGACAUAAUUGGAGAAAGAACUGCCUCCAUUUUUGGAGCUCUCCUUCUUACCAGCGGAUACCUGAUCAGCAGCUGGGCCACAAGUAUUUCUUUUCUUUGUGUGACAAUGGGAUUUUUACCUGGUUUGGGAUCCGCUUUCUUGUAUCAAUCAGCUGCCGUAGUACUUAGCAAAUACUUCAAAAAACGACUGGCUCUUUGCUCUGCUAUUGCUCGCUCUGGAAUGGGACUCACAUUCCUCCUAGCACCCUUUACAAAAUUCCUAAUGGAUCUGUAUGACUGGACAGGUACGCUAAUAAUAUUUGGAGCUAUCACAAUGAAUCUGGUGCCUUCCAGUAUGCUCCUAAGACCUCUCCAUAUCAAAGGAGAGAGCAGUUCUGAUGUCAGAGAGAGAAGCAACAAUGUGUCUGCAAGUAUUUCCAAAGCUGUAUUUGAAACAGAAACAUCAGACUUCAAUGAGGUACAUGUAUCGACUGCUGGGGACAGCAGAUCAUAUAAGGCCGGACAGCACACUACAAGUUUCAUAGCCUCGCAAAACCAAAGCAGAGAGUCUGACAAUGGGCCUAACAGGAAUACAGAACUAAGCCCUAUGAAUAAUGAAAGUGAUGAGAAGGUCACUUCCAGGCACUGUAAAUGCCAGCUCUUUGAUAUUUCUCUUUUUAAGAAUCCUCUCUUCUACAUAUUUACCUGGUCCUUUCUCCUCAGUCAACUGGCAUACUUCAUUCCUACUUUUCAUCUGGUUGCCAGAGCCAAAACACUGGGAAUCGACAUCAUGCAAGCCUCCUACCUUGUUUCUAUAGCCGGUAUCACUGAGACAGUCAGUCAGAUUAUCUCUGGAUGGAUUGCUGACCAAAACUGGAUCAAGAAGUACCAUUACCACAAGACUUACCUCAUCCUCUGUGGCAUCACUAACUUGCUUGCUCCCUUGGCCACCACAUUUCCACUUCUGAUGACUUAUACUAUCUUUUUUGCCAUUUUCACUGGUGGCUAUCUGGCAUUAAUACUUCCCAUACUGGUUGAUCUGUCAGGGAUUUCUAAAGUUCACAGCUUUCUGGGACUUUCAUCCUUCUUUGCUGGAAUGGCUGUCCUUUCUGGACCACCCUUAGCAGGUUGGCUAUAUGAUUAUACCCAGACAUACACUGGAUCCUUCUACUUUGCUGGCACAUGCUACAUCCUUUCUUCAGUUUCCUUUUUCUUUAUACCACUGGCUGAGAAAUGGAAAAGCAGGGUCUGA
Molecule: messenger RNA, 1542 nt
Organism: Suncus etruscus (white-toothed pygmy shrew)
Lineage: Eukaryota; Metazoa; Chordata; Mammalia; Eulipotyphla; Soricidae
Gene: SLC16A4
Product: solute carrier family 16 member 4
Biological process (GO): transmembrane transport; monocarboxylic acid transport
Molecular function (GO): monocarboxylic acid transmembrane transporter activity
Source: RefSeq, a predicted model, not a curated record